This is a messenger RNA of Pyrus x bretschneideri (Chinese white pear), 1939 nucleotides long. Its product is annotated as vacuolar protein sorting-associated protein 51 homolog. NCBI's taxonomy places the organism in Eukaryota, Viridiplantae, Streptophyta, Magnoliopsida, Rosales, Rosaceae. The transcript is spliced from 15 exons. Bases 98 to 1648 code for a protein of 516 amino acids. The record is from RefSeq and is a predicted model, not a curated record. Gene Ontology annotation, biological process: endocytic recycling; lysosomal transport; Golgi organization. Gene Ontology annotation, cellular component: membrane; EARP complex; GARP complex.
UAUCCCUGUAACAAAAUUUUGAUUGCAUUCCAGCAGCGCCAAUUCUCGGAUCACAGAGACUGAAGGUUGAGGAAGAAGAAGAAGAAGAAACGUAGAAAUGGAGGUGAACGACGUGCCGCUGGACGACAAGGCGAAGAGGAUGAGAGAUUUGCUGUCGAGCUUCUACUCCCCUGACCCUUCGCUGUUGUCUUCCAACUCUAAGUCCUCGUCCAAGUACGCCACUCUCGACGCCAUCAACUCCACCUCCUUCGAUCCCGACCAGCACAUGCAUCUCCUCGUACACAAGUCAAACUUGGAAGGGCUUCUACAGAGACAUGUUCAAAUGGCUGCUGAGAUAAAGAAUCUUGAUACUGACUUACAAAUGUUAGUAUACGAGAACUACAACAAGUUUAUUAGCGCGACAGAUACUAUUAAACAGAUGAAAAGUAAUAUUGUGGGGAUGGAGGCAAAUAUGGAACAGGUCCUCCAGAAGAUAAUGUCUGUGCAAUCUAGAAGUGAUGGGGUCAACACUUCUCUUUCUGAGAAGAGGGAACACGUAGAAAAGUUGCAUCGCACACGCAACCUUCUUCGUAAAGUUCAGUUCAUCUAUGAUCUACCUGCUAGGCUCGGGAAGUGUAUCAAAUCAGAAGCAUAUGCUGAUGUGGUCAAAUUUUAUACAGGAGCAAUACCAAUAUUUAAGGCAUAUGGAGACUCCUCAUUCCAGGAUUGUAAGCGAGCAUCUGAAGAAGCUGUGACCAUAAUUAUCAAGAAUUUGCAGGGAAAGCUGUUCUCAGAUUCUGAAUCUAUGCAAGCAAGAGCUGAGGCUGCUGUGCUUCUUAAGCAAUUGGAUUUCCCAGUUGACAGCUUAAAGGUGAAGUUGCUAGAGAAGUUGGAACAAUUUGUUGCUGGCCUUCAGCUUAAGAUAGAAGAUAUACGCAAUGCUUCACUGGAUUCUAAUGAUCCUUCUACUGACACAGUUCCUUCUACUGCACAUGAGACUUCUGUUCGUGAGUUUGCGGAGUAUUACAUAAAUAUGAGAACUCAGCGGAUAUCAGUUCUCUUAAAGAAGAGGUUUACAACACCAAAUUGGGUCCAGCACAAGGAACCCCGCGAAGUUCAUAUGUUUGUUGAUUUAUUUCUUCAAGAGUUGGAAGCAAUUAGAAGUGAAGUUAAACAAAUUUUGCCCCAAGGCAUUCGCAGGCAUCGCCGGGCUGACAGCAACCGUAGCACUGCUUCAUCUCGGAGCAACCCAUUACAAGAGGAAAAAUUAAGUCGGUCAAACACCCAGAGGGCUAGAAGCCAGCUGUUGGAAACCCAUCUGGCAAAACUUUUUAAGCAAAAAGUUGAAAUAUUUACGAAAGUUGAUUUUACGCAGGAGUCGGUGGUAACGACCUUGGUAAAACUUUGCCUUAAAAGCUUGCAAGAAUUUGUCAGACUCCAAACUUUUAAUAGGAGCGGAUUCCUGCAAAUUCAGUUGGAUAUACAGUUCCUGAAAUCUCCUUCACCUCUCUCCAUAAAUAAUCGGUUUGGACUUGUUUCUGUCGAGCAGGUGAUUGUUGCAGCAGCUGAGCGUUGUCUUGACCCAAUUCCUUUAGAGCCCGCCAUCUUGGACAAACUUACACAAUUGAAGUUGGCUAAGACCAGGGAACAGAAGCCAAUCUCUCCCUAGCGAUUGUCUCGAGCUAGUUUGACAGAGGCAAGAUGAUUUGGCUCUGGAAUAUCAUCCUUCCGCAUCCGGAAGUGCUUCAAGGCUGCAGUUGAACGGCCGCAAAUUCUUUGAAUUGCAUUCUCAUCGUGCACUCCACUCGGAAAAUGAAGUAUUUUGGUAUAGAGUCCAUUGUUUUGUGAAAUUACAAAGAAUUCCCGUUGCUUGAAAUGACACUCUAUUUCCUCCCCAUUUUGUACGUGACAUGACGGUUUGGUAACCGAAUACGACGAUGAUAUCAAUGAAUACAAAUUU